Molecule: messenger RNA, 873 nt
Organism: Arthroderma uncinatum
Lineage: Eukaryota; Fungi; Ascomycota; Eurotiomycetes; Onygenales; Arthrodermataceae
Product: RNA recognition domain-containing protein family protein
Exons: 5
Coding region: 1-873 (290 amino acids)
Biological process (GO): positive regulation of mRNA splicing, via spliceosome
Cellular component (GO): spliceosomal complex
Molecular function (GO): RNA binding
Source: RefSeq, a predicted model, not a curated record
AUGGCCGACAUGGAGUAUGAGAACGAGAACGAUCGUGCGUCGCCGCAGGACGCCAAUCGCGCUGCUCGAAACCGCAGCGCUUCCCCCAAUGGCCGAGCUGAACGUAACGAAGGAGCCGAUACUCGGAUGAAAAACACUGAGGAGGAAGAAGGAGCUCAGAACACAGGCACCAACUUGUUUGUAACUGGCAUCCAUCCUCGUUUGAGUGAAGCAGACGUGAUUCGUCUCUUCGAGAAAUAUGGUGAAGUGGAAAACUGCUCUAUCAUGCUUGACCCUCACACCAAGGAGUCGCGUGGAUUCGGUUUCGUGAACAUGGUUACUCCAGACCAAGCAGAGGCGGCCAGAGAGGGUCUACAGGGCGAGGUCAUUGACGGACGCACCCUCAGCAUCGAGAAGGCUCGCCGUAGCCGUCCCAGGACUCCUACACCCGGCAAAUACUUUGGUCCUCCCAAGCGUGAAGAAAUCCGUGGACCAAGUCGCGGCGGUCGAUUCGAUCGCUAUGAUGACCGUCGCGUGACCGCAGCAGUCGUCGUGAUUAUCGCGAUGAUUACGGCCACCGAGGCGUCGAUCGCUACGCUACAUCAGGCCGUGACGAUAGAUACGGAGGAGACCGUGGCGACCGUGGAGACCGCGGUGAUCGAGGCGACCGAGGUGACAGAGCCGACAGAGGUGACCGUUCAGAUCGUGGUGACCGCCGAGGUGACCGAGGUGACCGCCGUGGUGGAGGUGGAGGAUAUUAUGACCGAGAUGAUGCUCGCGCACAAUCUGCUUCGGCUUACGCAGAUGCCCCUUCCCAUCGUGAGUCUCAUGAGCCUUCUGGCAGUCGAGCUUAUGAUAACCGUUGGGACGAUAGAUCCGGCCCCCGCUAGGUAG